AUGGAUGUUACUGAUGCUGUAUCACGGGCGCCUGUACUCGCCGCCAGCGCACAGAGACGACGACCAGGAAGUGAAAUAUCUCGCCACACGCAGCAUAGUCAACCGACUCAGGAGAAGGAGAAACUCGGUAGGAGGUUGAGAACAUUCGACAACUGGACAGGGACGGUUAAAUCAUUACAGCUCGCUAUUGCGGGGUUUAUGCUGAUCGGCCCUGGGGACAAAGUGGAAUGUGACACCUGCAAGGUUAAACUGUACAACUGGACGGAGACAGAUGUCCCCCUUGACGUACAUCGGAAAUACUCCCCAGACUGCAGCUUCCUCAAGAAGUGGUUUCCUGCGCUUACGCCUACGCUACGAUCUGGAUAUGAUGUUACCAAGGCAAAGUAUAGCGAUUUUGUUGAACAGGUAAAGAGACUGGGCACGUUUGAAGCGUGGCCCCUUAAACUGGAUAUUCAAUCUCCUCCAAACAUGGCUGCCGCCGGGUUUUUUCUAUAUCGGCUCUGCAGACCGAGCUCGGUGCUUCUACUGCGGGCUGACAUUAAGGGACUGGGAUACUGA
Haliotis rubra (blacklip abalone) is the source of this 558-nucleotide messenger RNA. Its product is annotated as baculoviral IAP repeat-containing protein 7-B-like. The record is from RefSeq and is a predicted model, not a curated record. Lineage: Eukaryota; Metazoa; Mollusca; Gastropoda; Lepetellida; Haliotidae. The transcript has a single exon. Bases 1 to 558 code for a protein of 185 amino acids.